This is a messenger RNA of Fukomys damarensis (Damara mole-rat), 2879 nucleotides long. RefSeq names its product CDC42 effector protein 4 (gene Cdc42ep4). The transcript has 2 exons. Lineage: Eukaryota; Metazoa; Chordata; Mammalia; Rodentia; Bathyergidae. The record is from RefSeq and is a predicted model, not a curated record. The coding region runs from base 286 to 1317 and encodes 343 amino acids.
AGCGGCUGGUUAAUGGUUUAACCACAGGCUCUGAGCUGUGGAGCCCCGAUCGGCGUCUCUGGUUCCGCCCCCUCGGAGCGCCCCCAGCCGGAGUUUCAAAACCGCCCCCCGCCCCGGCCUAGGGCGUCCCAGGAGCUGCCCUGCUCGCUGGGGGAUCCCGGCUGCCCUCGGCCCUGUGAUCUCCUUGGUGCCACCUCCUUCUCCAGCCACAAGACCUGGACUUCAGAUCUGACACCAAACCUGCCUGCCACUUGGGAGGGUCUGCCUUCCCUCCCAGCCAGCAAGAUGCCCAUUCUCAAGCAGCUGGUGUCCAGCUCGGUGCACUCCAAGCGCCGUUCCCGCGUGGACCUCACAGCCGAGAUGAUCAGUGCUCCACUGGGUGACUUCCGCCACACCAUGCACGUGGGCCGGGCUGGGGACGCUUUUGGAGACACCUCUUUCCUCAACAGCAAGGCAGGUGAGCCUGACGGGGAGUCCCUGGAUGAACAGGCCUCCUCCUCAUCUUCCAAACGCAGCCUCCUGUCCCGGAAGUUCCGGGGUAGCAAGCGGUCACAGUCGGUGACCCGGGGGGACCGGGAGCAGAGAGAUAUGCUGGGCUCCCUUCGGGACUCGGCACUCUUCGUCAAGAACGCCAUGUCCCUGCCGCAGCUCAACGAGAAAGAGGCUGCAGAGAAGGGCUCCAGCAAGCUGCCCAAGAGCCUGUCAUCCAGCCCUGUGAAAAAGGCGGAUGCUGGGGAAUGCGGCGCAGAGGAGGCAGGUGCUGGGGAGCUGGGGCCCCGCCGGAAUGGGGCCACGGGUCCCCACUCCCUGGACCCCCUCCUUGAUGAGCAGGCCUUUGGGGACCUCACAGACCUGCCUGUUGUGCCCAAGGCCAGCUAUGGGCUGAAGCAUGCGGAGUCCAUCAUGUCCUUCCACAUUGACCUGGGGCCCUCCAUGCUGGGCGACGUCCUCAGCAUCAUGGACAAGGAGGAGUGGGACCCUGAGGAGGAUGGUGGCGGUUACCACAUGGACGAGGACCCUGGCAGGGUCACCCAGGCUCCCCCUUUGGCUGAGGCGGCCCCUCCCCUGGCAAGGCCCUCUCACGCUCUGGAGGACAAUGGGUGGGCAGCGGCAGCCCCCAGCCCCAGCUCGGCCCGCAGUGUAGGCAGCCACACCACGAGGGACAGCAGUUCCCUCUCCAGCUGCACCUCAGGUGUCCUGGAGGAGCGCAGCCCGGCCUUCCGGGGCCCGGACAGGGCCCAGCCCACUGUCCCGAGGCAGCCUGACAAGGAGUUCUCCUUCAUGGACGAGGAGGAGGAAGACGAGAUCCGCGUGUGAGGCGGUCAGAAAGUAGCCGGAGCUCUGAGCUGCGUCUUCUCCCUGGUCCCACCCCACUGUGACCUUUGACCUUACUGUGCAAGAGGACCUCAUGGGUGAGGGGCUCAGAGGAUUUGGGGAGCUGGGCUAGGUGCACACACCUGCUCUCCACAGCAGCAUGGGACCAGGCUGUGUUCUCUGAGCAGGAAUCCGUUUUCCUCUUGGCCUCCUCCUUCUCCAUUCUGGCCUCAAAUGGAUACGAGAUGUUACCCUGAGUUCCUACCUUGGGCACCCAUCGCAGGUCAGCCGGAGGCAGCUUACUCCGUGGCCAGGACUCUUGGCUCUCUGUCCCCUUUCUCUCCUGGUGUUACUGCUGUGACCUCUAGGGCCCCAAGCAGGUGUGCAUAGCAGAAGGAAGUGGGUGAUCUCUCAUCCCAUCCCCUGCAGCUCCUUCCUUGGCUCCUGCUCCAGCAGCCUGAGUCCCUGGGAGAUAGACUGGAGCAGGGGACCAGCCGCGAACCAGACACUAAACAUGGUCCCUUGCAGGGGUGAGGACAGGAUGGUAAUGGAUGGGUUCCCAAGGAAGGGCCCUUCCUUCCCACAUGACACUAGGAACAGGGCUUGUGGGUGUGUUUGUUCUUUAUUACUACGUUUAAAUCCCUAUAGAGCAAUAUUUGGAACAGUGUUAAUAAAUAGAAUGGAAUCCUUUUAGAAAACCUUUAUACCAAGUCUUCUCCUCUUGGAAGUUAUAGAGACUGUCAGCAUACUCAAGUCUGGGCACCUCCUGCCUCAAAGAAACCAGCCCAACCUGAACGGUGGUGGGGGGAUGUAUUCUUGAAUGCCCCCUCUUAUCUUGUAGCAGCUGCAGGAGGCCAGUGUAGAUUUCUGGAAAAUGAUUAUUAAAAAAUAAUAUAUCAUGGGUGGAGGAUGUGUUUGGACUCCCUUGCCCUGUGUGGAACCUUUCCCCUUCCUUUCUCAGACCCUCCCCCACUGCGGAGGUCUGGGCCCUGGGCGAGGGUUGCCAGAUUUAGCAAAAAAAUAAAAUAAAAUACACAAAACAGAAAGCUGAAAUAAAUUUGAAUUUCGGGUAAACAAAAGAUAAUUUUUUUUUUAGAAUUGGUAGAGCCCAUGCAAUUUGGAAAGUUCCUAUGCUAAGGAGUUGUUUUUCUGAAAUUCAGGUUUUGCUCCUCCUGUAACUCUACCCAGGGGACUGAGUAGAAGAAGCUGGGGGGUGAGCCCCAGGGGUGAUGCUGAUUCUUUUUCUGUCCGGGGAAUAGGCAGACUGACCUCUGCCUUUUCUAGGUCAGAGGGAAGACGGGGGAGAGAACUAACUACAGUACAAGGGGUCCUGGCCGUCAGCGGGUGGUGGGCCUGGAGGGACCGUCCUGGCGCUGAGACACUAACCUGGCUCCUGACUUGUGCUGCUGUUUCUGGAAGCUUAGCUCCCUCAAUGGUUGGAAUCCCAGGGCUGCCCUGCCCCAGGAGUGGCCCUCGGCACCCACCCCAGGUCAGUUCCAGGCACUAAACUGUAUUUUUUCAUUCUGUUAAAGCAGCAAGAAAACAUUAAAAAGCCCUCUAGCACA